Zingiber officinale is the source of this 423-nucleotide messenger RNA. RefSeq names its product secreted RxLR effector protein 161-like. The transcript has 2 exons. The record is from RefSeq and is a predicted model, not a curated record. Lineage: Eukaryota; Viridiplantae; Streptophyta; Magnoliopsida; Zingiberales; Zingiberaceae. The coding region runs from base 1 to 423 and encodes 140 amino acids.
AUGCGGUAUUUGCAAAGAACUAAAGGACAACUGCUCACGUAUCAGAGAUCAGAUCACUUGGAGGUGAUUGGAUAUUCAGACUCUGAUUUUGUUGGAUGUUUGGAUAGCAGGAGGUCCAUUUCUGGCUAUAUCUUCAUGCUUGCUGGAGUGACUAUAUCUUGGAAGAGCAUCAAACAGACGCUAGUAGUCACUUCUACUAUGGAGACAGAGUUAGUAGCAUGCUACGAAUCAUCCAAUCACGGGAUUUGGCUACAGAACUUCAUCACAACAUUACAGAUUGUUGAUGACAUUGAUAGGCCACUAAGGAUCUACUCUGAUAAUAAAGUCGUAAAACUUUAUGCCAAGAACAAUCGCAGUUCGUCGAAAUCCAAGUACUUCGACAUCAAGUCUCUAGCGGAUCAGUUGAAAAUUGAAAUGUACUGA